AUGAACGAGUCCACCGAAAGCCAAAGUAAUAAUAACGAUAAUGUCCAGACAAAAACAGAAAAAACAAGCGAACCCAAAGCUAAUCCAUAUCUCGCACACACAUACAAUAAUACAACGAACUCUGAUCCACAAAAAAAUAAACCCUACGGCAAUUAUAUGGGGUAUUAUCAACGACGCAACGAUGCAACAGUCAAAGAUGAUCCUCGACUUGAAGUAUUCGAUAAAAGUUUCUUUGAAAGAAAAGAAGUGCUGGAUAUUGGAUGCAAUUCUGGCGAAUUUACUAUUGAAAUUGCGACACGUUUCUUACCUGAGAAAAUUCUGGGAAUCGAUAUUGAUGACAAGUUAAUUGAAAGGGCCUAUUCUAAUGUACGCCAAAAAUAUAUGUUACUGUUGCCAAAUAAUGAUAAUAAUUCAUCCGGUCGAAACGAUAACAACGAUGAAAUCGCAGGAUCAAAUAAUAAUAUCGAAAGUGAAAGUAAAGACGAUAAUGGAAAAUUAUCUGGUCAAAGUAAUAAUAACACUGAAAUCACGGAAUCUGAUAAUGAUUUUAUCAACAAUUUCGAAAACGAUAAUAAAGGAAAGAAUAAUGAAUGCCAGAGUGGCAGUAGCACACAUCCUGAAAGCUUAUCGUCUUCAUCAGAAAAUGUGUCCGGAUCGAUUCCAGUGCCUUGCGAACGUUCUUUUCGCAAAAGAAACUUUCCGGCAGAAGAAGCAGAAUCUAGCAGCUUCAGCACUAAUUACGCAAAUAACAAUAGUGCGAAGAAAAAUCCUGCAAAAAAAAUCAAACCAGAACAAAGAGAUGAAACAAAAAAUGACGACUCAUUGGUCGCUAUUAUUUCUAAUCACCGAAGUUGUAGCACCAUUCAAUCAACUUCGACUAUAAUUGCUGGGCCAAGCAAAAUGGAAACUGAUAAAAAAUCGUUGGAUGUCGAUGAUGAAAGUGUACAUUUUCCACAUAAUAUUUUGUUUCGUUGUGCUGAUUGGAUGAAGGAAACAAUUAAAAAAGAAAAAUACGAUACGAUUCUUGCGCUUAGUAUAACAAAAUGGAUUCAUUUGCAUUACGGAGAUUCUGGAAUAAAGGAAUUUUUCUGCAAAAUAUACGAUAGUUUAAAACCUGGCGGAAUUUUUCUAAUUGAACCUCAACCAUGGUCUUCCUAUCGUAAAUACAGACACAUUUCAGAGACUCACAACAGGAAUUAUAAUAAUACAAACUUCUUCCCAAAGGAUUUUCACGGCUAUCUUCUGAAGGAAAUUGGGUAUACGUCAUGUCGUUUUCUCAAUGUAGUUGAACAGAGGGGAUUAGAAAAAGGUCUUCGUCGUGAUAUAAUUGUGUAUACAAAAUGA
Molecule: messenger RNA, 1344 nt
Organism: Ambispora gerdemannii
Lineage: Eukaryota; Fungi; Glomeromycota; Glomeromycetes; Archaeosporales; Ambisporaceae
Source: the annotation of a GenBank genome assembly